UUCAUUUGACGUUUGUAUUGUCAACUUUGUGGUGGGCAAAUUAACAUUAUUUAUUAAAUUUAAAACUUUUUAAAAAACUUCAAAUUAUUACUCUACAAGUCUACAAUCUACAUUAGUACAUUACCUGCUAAAUAGAAAAUUAAUGUUAUAGCAGUUAGACAUCAACAUUUAAUUCGUGAUACUCGUUGAUAAACAUAAAUAAAAACAAAAUAACAAACAAAGUGCUGUUAAAAUUAACCUUGCUGUAACAAACAAGAUGUCCAUGCCCAUGGACACCUCCACGUCUGUUCAAGAAACCGCACAGAUGCAAGAAACAUGUAAUGCUACUAACGAUAAAAUUAAAACUGGCGCAGAAACUCCCGCAAUGGAGACGGUGCAUAACGAGUUUGCCGAGACACAAUCACAAAACACCCAGGAUUCGAAAGGUCGUAACUCUGUUUGUGAUCCUAUGAGUGUUUGUGGUCCGUAUUCCAACUGCCCGUGUUCUUUGCAUAGCAAGGCCAACGAAAGUGAGAACGAAGAUGUUGAUCUGCCAUUGAGGAGAGCAAGUCUGAUAGGAUUGGAGGAAGAUUGUGAAGAUGAUCCUAAUGUCAUGGUUGUCAAAUCUGAGACUGUUGAAAUAUUGUCCCUAAGUAAAGAGAAAGUAAAAGCUGCAGUAAAAUCCACAGUAGAUGAAGAUAACAGUAAUACAUCAAGAUUGUCACAAACUGCUGAAAAUGUUAUAGUUAAUUACCAUAGACCAACAUCAUAUCAAGUGCAAGUCACAUCCACAAUUGGGGAAGAAAACGGUUGUACAUCAACUUCCAUCCAUUCUCUGUCACAAAAUGUUGUAAAUGAUGUUGUUGUAGUAAAUGAUGGUGCUGAAGAUAAAGGUCCAAAGCCUAAUGAAGUGAAUGAUAGAAGCAAACUUACAGUAACAUACACAGUAGAGGAAGAAAGUAAUGCAUCAAGCUCUGCCCAAUCUCUAUCACAACCUAUUGAAGUUGAUGCAGAUAAUGAAUAUAAUCUUUUUGCUGAAGAUGUAGGCCCAAAGAUUUAUCAAGUGAAAGGUAAUAUAGUAACACCACCAAUAAUAACAAAGAAUUUAACUGAAGCGUUCAAGUUUUUACCCAUUUUUGGGACGCCCAAAAACACAGCCGACCUGGACGAGUUUCAGACUGCCAAAGUUAGGGAGUAUGUGGGUUGUGAUCUCAGUGAUGAAGACUUCAGCAAACUUGCUAAAUUUUGCAGUCCACACCAUUUAAAAACGGGCAAUGAGUUGAAAAUGUCAAGCCGCAACCCCACGCAGGAGCCGCUGCCGGACCACAUCAUCAGCACGCUGGAGGCGGCCGACUUCGACGGCAACCUCAGGCUUGUGAAGAAGCUCAAACUCAGAGUGGACAAGGACGACCGCCACCUGUACGCCAAGAGGUUGAAGUAUAGAGGGAUGAAGUUGCUGCCUCUGCCACAGAACGAAGACUACAAGAUAUCAUUAUCACCCCUGGAGCCCGGCAAGGACCUGGUGUUUCGCGUGCGCGUGUACCGACCCUUCUACUGCAGCAACAGAGAUAGGCAUAACACACGCCAUUCGGUGUUCAGCAACGACAUAGUGCUGCUGGGGCGGCAGAAGCUGACGGCGCUGCGCGACCGCCUCGUGUGCCCCAACGACCUGAGCAUGCGCGUCGACGUGUCGCAGAACCCCGAAGACCAGCCCGAAACCACGGCCAAGGAUUUAUUUCCAUCUGGGUUCCUGUUCAUAAACAACGUGUUCUACGUGGACACGCGCGAGGGCUGCAAGGACCUCUCCGCGCCCAUCCGCCAGUGGGCGCGGCAGCGCAAGCUGGGCGACUUCCCGCAUCACGACAUGGUGCAGGUGUCCCUCGACCAGCUGCUCGUCAAGCUGGGCCAUCCUGAGGUAUAUGUCCAUCAGGGCAACUGCGAGCAUCUGUUCACGUUCUCCGAAGUCCGGCUGCUGAACGCGACGGACCCGCUGCGCCAGUCCGUGUACCCCUUCCACACGGCCAUAUCGCAGAACCAGACCAUAUACUGCACCACGUGCACGGAGUUGGGGGCCAAAUGGAUCGUCACAGGGUGCUCCAGGGUGCCGUUCGACCCCGCGUUCUUCUGCGAGUCGUGCUUCAAGCUGUACCUGUACAAGGACGGCAAGAAAGUGUGCAACUUCCAAGCGUAUUGCUACAGGGGCAACGAGAUUAACUUGUUGAAGCCGAUUUCAUGAGACACAGAAGAUACCUCAUAAUUACUACUAGUUGGUAUUAGCUGACGUCGCGCGGUUCCACCCGCGUAGUUCCCGUUCCCGUAGGAUAGGCUUCCUCGAUUAAUGGGCUAUCAGGGCCCCCGUAAGGACUACUGGCGCCUGUGUGCGAAAAAUAAUUUUGGCGCUUCUUAUGGCGUUUUGAAUUCUCUUUUUUUAACCGACUUCAAAAAAAAUGAGGAGGUUCUCAAUUCGAUGCGUUUUUGACAAAAUUUUGAGUUUUUUUUUUUCAAUGUUUGUUACCUCAUAUCUCCGUUUAUCUCUUAAUGAAUUUAAAAAAUUCUGUUUUUGUUCGAAAGAGAUUGAUAUUUUAUAAUAUUUAGAUGUAUUGAUUUUUUGACGGCCUCCGUGGCGCAGUGGUAUGCGCGGUGGAUUUACAAGACGGAGGUCCUGGGUUCGAUCCCCGGCUGGAUUUUCAUCCUCCUCCUAACAAGUUAGCCCGCUUACAUCUUAGACUGCAUCAUCACUUACCAUCAGGUGAGAUUGUAGUCAAGGGCUUACUUGUAAAGAAUAAAAAAAAGAUUAAUUAUUUUUGUAUUUUUUUUUGCAAACUUUGGGCACUAAUGGAUGGCGCAUGUGUGCAUUGCACACUUUGCACAUAUGGUAGCGGUACCCCUGUGGGCUAUCUAACAUUGAAAGUAUUUUUUAAAUCGGACCAGUAGUUCCUGAGAUCAAUGAGUUCAAUCAAACAAACAAACAAACUCUCCAGCUUUAUAAUAUUAGUAUAGAUUUGAUUGUCGACGACUGCUUUAGCGCAUUUGUUGCUGUAUAGUGUUCUAGGUACAAAACUGCCUAUAAAAUGUCACUUUUGGGUUAAUAGCUAACGCUACAAAUGUAAAAAGACAUUAUUUUUGUGUAUUUUUUGUAAUUAUUAAGUGGCUGUUAUUAUUAUUAAGGUUAUUUUGAUUAAGAAUACAAAUAAUUGUCUGUUUCUCAUAUCUGUGAUUGAUAAAAUAAAUGACUAUUAACCAGUGA
Bicyclus anynana (squinting bush brown) is the source of this 3226-nucleotide messenger RNA. RefSeq lists its product as uncharacterized. Bases 257 to 2215 code for a protein of 652 amino acids. Gene Ontology annotation, cellular component: snRNA-activating protein complex. Gene Ontology annotation, molecular function: RNA polymerase III type 3 promoter sequence-specific DNA binding; bent DNA binding; core promoter sequence-specific DNA binding. The transcript has 11 exons. The record is from RefSeq and is a predicted model, not a curated record. NCBI's taxonomy places the organism in Eukaryota, Metazoa, Arthropoda, Insecta, Lepidoptera, Nymphalidae. Gene Ontology annotation, biological process: snRNA transcription by RNA polymerase III; snRNA transcription by RNA polymerase II.